AUGGCAUGGUCGGAACAACAAAGCCAGCGGGCAAUGCAACAAGACGACAAUGCCCAGCACAUUGGCCUUGUUCACGCCCUGACAAUCUCGCUUUAUGUGUACAACAAAGCUCUAUAUCCCGUCCCCACCGCACAUACUGCCUAUAUGAUUCACAGACAGCCAACGGCCACCAUACAUCGACAACACAACGGCCCCAGAUCCAUACCACCCGAGCCACCACCACCACCAAUCCAUCCGGGCCACCGUCCAGCAUAUUCAACCCGAGCGCCAAUGUGUCUCUACACGCUCUCCAUCUCCCGCUGCGGCCACCUAGGCCACACCUACCGCAACGUCCGCCCCUGCCCCCAACUCUUUACCGCCUGCCGCGCCGACCCCAACGGCAGCCCCUGCUCCUCCCUCACCUACUCCAACCCCAUCAAGACCCACCGUGGCGGCCCCCACAAACCCGCCUUCGCUUUCUCCUCCUCCUCCUCCUCCUCCUCCAUCACCACCAAGAGUAACGCCUCUUCCGCCGUGACAUUCACCAACAACACGCGCAGCCGCUGCGCGCGCUGCGACUCCAGGGGGUACGCGCGCGCCAUGGCGUUCGAGGAGGGCGCGGCCCACAAGGCGCGCGCGCGGGCCGACGCCCAGGCGUUUCGGGAGCAGGUUGUCGAGUCGCAGGUGCGGGGCGUGAGGGAGAUGAUGGGGGAGCUGGAGGGCAUGAUCGCUGAGGGGGUUGCGAGGGGAUGGCGGGAGGAGGAGGAGGAGGAGGAGGAGGAGGAGGAGGAGGUGAGCGGGCGGCAGCGGAGGCAGGGGCAGAGGCAAAAGAAUAAGGAGAAGAAAAUGGUGCGGUUCUUGAUCUUGCCACGUGUGUUGGUCAAUGGGGUGGAGGUGGAGAUGGAUGAGUUUUGA
Cyphellophora europaea CBS 101466 is the source of this 894-nucleotide messenger RNA. RefSeq lists its product as uncharacterized. Bases 1 to 894 code for a protein of 297 amino acids. The record is from RefSeq and is a predicted model, not a curated record. The transcript is spliced from 2 exons. NCBI's taxonomy places the organism in Eukaryota, Fungi, Ascomycota, Eurotiomycetes, Chaetothyriales, Cyphellophoraceae.